AGCCUCCUCAGACGGAAAUCAGUUCGGGUCACACAAACACUCCAUUGAAACCUGAAGUGGUGACCUUCAGAUAAGAUUACAGAUUAACAACAUGAUGACAUCGAGGCAAAGGUGCAUACUUAUCUGAUGUAUGCUACCUGCAGGAUAGAAGCAACAGCAAGUCUUUUAACCAAGAAUUUUCCUCGAAAUGACAACAACCGAUGUUGUCGGACUCGCUGUUUUGGCGCUGCUUUCAGGAGCAGGAGCAGCAAUGCUACAAAAAAGAGAGUACAAUUACUACAAGUAUCAUCCCAUGUCAGAGAUCUCCGAGUGGAUGGUCCAGAUGGAAAAGGAUCACCCUGACAUUGUAACGAGAAUAGAGUACGGACGGACCUACGAGUUCAGGACUAUUACCUUGCUCAAGAUUGGUGUGAAUACCGGAGAGAAGAAGAAAGCUAUCUGGAUGGACUGUGGCAUCCACGCCAGGGAAUGGAUCGCUCCGGCCUUCUGUCAGUACUUUGUCAGACAGAUCCUGCAAACAUACAAGACUGACCCAAAAAUAGACCAGAUGAUGAAGAACAUGGACUUUUACAUAACCCCGGUGCUCAACAUGGACGGAUACAUCUAUUCAUGGAGGGACAUCACAACCCGUCUGUGGAGGAAGAACAGGUCUCCGGGGCCUGCAGGCUGCAACUGUUCUGGGACUGACCUCAACCGGAACUUCAACACCAACUGGGGCACCGUGGGGGUGUCGUUUGACUGCUGCGAGUCGAACUUCUGCGGCAGAGCUCCUGAGUCUGAACCUGAGACUCAGGCCGUCACCUACUUUGUAGGAAGCAGGAAGGAGGACUUCCUGUGUUUCCUCACCAUCCACUCCUACGGCCAGAUGCUCCUGGUUCCCUUUGGGCAUCCUAACUUCACUGACCCCAACUACAAGGAGCUGAUGGAUGUUGGUUUGGGUGCAGCAGAGGCCAUCAAGAAGAUUCACGGGAAGAUCUACCAAGUAGGGACUGCACCUGAUAUAUUAUAUGACUUUUCUGGGUCCUCUCAAGACUGGGCUCGACAACAAGAUAUCCCCUACUCCUACACCUUUGAGCUGAGAGACGAGGGAGAUUAUGGCUUUGAGCUUCCUGAGGAUCAGAUCCAGCCCACCUGUGAGGAAGCCUACAGCGGCGCCCUGCACAUCAUCACCUACGCCCACGACAAAGUCUUUAACCUGGCCGUGCCAUCCAGUGGAGCGACACUCUGGACCGUGCUAGUCGUGGUAAGCGUCACCAGUAUCAUGUGACACUGAAUGCACGCAGCUGUUUGAAUUGAAAAAAAAACCCCAUUGAAUAAAUAUGUAUGCAAAUACAAAUAAUUUACAUGAAGAGUUUUGUGACUGACUUGUACACAAUGCAUACAUCUGCCUAAAUGCCAUUAAAGAUGUUU
Doryrhamphus excisus (bluestripe pipefish) is the source of this 1410-nucleotide messenger RNA. RefSeq names its product carboxypeptidase O-like. Gene Ontology annotation, molecular function: zinc ion binding; metallocarboxypeptidase activity. The record is from RefSeq and is a predicted model, not a curated record. Gene Ontology annotation, biological process: proteolysis. Lineage: Eukaryota; Metazoa; Chordata; Actinopteri; Syngnathiformes; Syngnathidae.